CCCUGCAUGGAAUUGCAUUGCCACAGAAUUUUCUUUUCAUCCAGGGUUUGGUUUUUGUGUAAUUUUCUCAGAAUUCUAACGUUGACCACUAAUUUAAAGCAAAUCAUAAUUACAAAACCUUGAUCUCACAUCUUUUACUGUUCUUGAUUUAACAGUGUUUUUUAGUGCGUUGUGUCUAAGAUUGAGAUUUUAAGCUCAACAGGUGAACUUGAAGAAUGAAUUGUAGUUCAAAAGUUUUUUUCAAAGGACUGCUUCCUAAAUAUUAUGUGAACAUCUUCCGUGGAUCAGUUUCAUUAACUUCAAAAUUAGACCUCAAGCAUAGUGUUCAAACUCAUAAUUUCCUUGUCUUUUGUGAUGAUAAUAAAUUCUUUGACAAUCAAUCAAAGUAUUCAACUCACUCUAGAAAUCUGUUUUCAUCUUCUAAAUCUCUAAGUGUGUUUGGAAGUAAAAUGUCAGCAGAACAACUUUUCAACUGUGUUGAAUCAAUCCUUGCAUCGCAAGACAAACACGUCUCUGCAACACAAGAGGUUGCAGUCAAAUCAUUUUUUAGUCACUAUACUGUACUUGAUCAAGAGGAGAAAUUCAAAUUUUUAAGAAAACUUGCUUGUGACUUUGAUGUGAAUCAUGAAGCCGUUACUAAACAUAUACUUAAUACGAAAACCCAAUCCAUGGAUCAAAAUGACCUCACAGUAAUUGAAAAUAAACUAAGGACCCUCCUCACUCCCAGCUACUUACUCCUGUUCAAAACAGUUGGUCGCUUCCAAAAUGGGGUGAAAUUUCUUGUUGAUUUGCGAGAAAAUAUCUUGCAAUUACAAAGCAAACUCACUGCUAUGGCACCUGAAAGUUCCCCCGUGAAGCAAAUGAAUAUUACUCUGAAGAAUUUAAUAUCUGACUGGUUUAGUGUCGGAUUUCUGGAACUUCAACGUAUUACGUGGAAAUCUUCUUGCCAAAUGCUUCAGAAGAUUUCAGAGUACGAAGCUGUUCACCCAAUGCGCAGCUGGACGGACUUGAAACGGAGGGUUGGUCCGUACAGACGUUGUUUUGUCUACACCCAUUUCGCAAUGCCCGAUGAGCCUCUUGUUGUUCUUCACACAGCCUUGUGCAAAAAUAUUGUGUCUAGCACCAGUGAAAUUUUCUCUUCUUCAUCUAAUGCAAAGCAGCUGAUAGACAGCAGAGAUGAGCCCGCAGAUGAGGAGAAUAUGGAAAACAUUAAUACUGCUAUCUUCUAUUCAAUUUCUUCAACUCAGCCUGGACUGCAAGGGAUAGAGCUUGGAAAUCAUCUCAUAAAAAGGGUAGUCCGUGAAGUGCAGUCAGAAUUACCACAAAUCUCUCAGUUUUCAACAAUUUCUCCUAUUCCUGGGUUCACAUUGUGGCUUAUGGACAGAUUCAAGCAAUGGGAGAGUGGAGCGACAUUCAACCAAUUUCCUGUGGAUGAGAUAAAAAAAUUUCUAGGACAAGAUGAUGAGUCUUUUUGGAGGAGGCUAAGACAGAUAUUUGCAAGCAAUGCUUGGUACAAAGAACCAGCUUUACGUGAAAUAUUAGAAGAACCUCUCAUGAAAUUGUGUGCUCAUUACCUAUUCAAUGAGAAGAAGAGAAGUUAUGCAUUGAAUUCAGUAGCAAAUUUUCACUUACGAAAUGGAGCUGUAAUGUGGAGAAUCAACUGGUUAGCUGACGUUUCUCCCCGAGGUCUCUCCAAUUCGUGUGGAAUUAUGGUAAAUUACAGAUAUUUUCUCCCUGAAGUUGAGGCAAACAGUGAUAAUUAUCUGAAAAAUCAAGUAAUUGCAGCUUCUGAGUCAGUGCAAAAAUUGGCUUCUGAUAGACUGUUAACUGCUAAGUUGUGAUGGAAUGGGUAAAAUAGUUGUUAUCUUUUCAGUUCAUCGUUUGCAUGACAUCCUUCCUGUUAUGCUCUCUGCACUUUUAGUGGUUUCAUGACUACGUGGCACCAAACACUUAAAGAGGCUGUGUUAUCAUUGGCCAUCAUGAUACGUCAUUGUGAAGUGUCAGCAGAAGCAAUUUUAACUUAUUGCACCGUCAACCUUCUCCACAUCGGAGUCAAUAUAAGGGGGACCCCAGAAAAAACCGGAAUUUUUCCAGAACUUGGCAAUGGUUAAAUAUUUCCGGAUUCCACUGAUAGGAAGUGUAACCAGGAGCUAUGAAGGGGUGUUGGGCUACAUCACAAACGUUGUAGCACAUUUUCUUCCGUUUUUUUGAGACUUAAUUUAUUGGUGAAGCAUAUUCCCUGAAAUAUUAAUUCAUAAGUUUGACAGAAUUAGCCGUGUCAUGCCUGUGAAAAUCACUUAUCUUAAAAAACGACAGGCUCGCUGAACACUGCUCACACGAAGACUCGCCAAAAUGAAAGAAAAUGAGCUAUGAUGUUGCAAUUUGGCCGAACAACUCUUCAUAGCUCCUAAUUACAAAUCCUUGUGGUGGAACCAGGAAACUUUCAACUGUUGACAAGUUACAACAACAUUCGGAUUUUUUGGGUCCCCCCCUCAUAUGUUACAUAUUUUCUCUGCCUAUGUAGGCAUUAUUUAUUUGUUAAAGGCUGUGAUUGUGAUUUAAAAAUUGGAUCAAUGUUAAUUAGAAAUUUUAUUCAAUUUUUCAUGACUAUUGAGUUAUUUCCAUUUGGAAAUUUUUGUCUUUCAUAAACCAAAAAUACUAUUUUUUUUCUUACUUUUUCAUGUUUCAAUAAAUAUUAUCAUUUAAUGAUAAUGAAGUCUUGCGUGUAGUCUGUUCUGUGAGAGGAUUCUAUUUGUUUUCCUCCACAUCCAUUUUCAAAAGCCUAUUUUCUUUAUUGUUUCAUGUUUUAAUAAAUAUUAUCAUUUAAUGAUAAUGAAGUAUUGCGUAUAAUCUGUUCUA
Bemisia tabaci is the source of this 2859-nucleotide messenger RNA. Its product is annotated as malonyl-CoA decarboxylase, mitochondrial. Gene Ontology annotation, biological process: fatty acid biosynthetic process; acetyl-CoA biosynthetic process; malonyl-CoA catabolic process. The record is from RefSeq and is a predicted model, not a curated record. Gene Ontology annotation, cellular component: mitochondrial matrix; peroxisomal matrix. NCBI's taxonomy places the organism in Eukaryota, Metazoa, Arthropoda, Insecta, Hemiptera, Aleyrodidae. Gene Ontology annotation, molecular function: malonyl-CoA decarboxylase activity.